CGUAGGAGAAUCGAUCUAAAACUAGGAGUCGCCGCAGUAACCGCUGGGAGGAAGCCAGUGUUACAAUUCGCGGGGGCCCCCGUCGUAUGCGCCAGUGAAAUCUUAGACGCACGCCAGUUUAAUCGCACGUACGCACGGCACGGGACGGGACGGGUCGGGACGAGACGGCACGGCACGGUACGGCACGGCACGGCACGGCACAGUACGGCACGGCACGGCACGGCACGGCAAGGUCGUCGGGCCAGGUACGUCCACGUCGACGGACGUGUACGGCACGGUCGCCGCCAGCCCCUGCUCGUCGCUCCUCUCGCCCGCGUUCGCCACUCGCCCUCUCUUGCGCUCGCCGCUCUGUCCCUGUCCUGGCGGCACGGCAGCAGCACAGGGGCGGCCGGCCGGGGGUGGCCGUGCUUUAAUCGCGGGAUAUAACGGAGGGUGUUGUGCGCUCCUCGCUCUCGUCUACCUCGCGUACGUGCGCGCGAGGGACGGAGCGAGGCGCGGCGCCGUGGGUGCGACGAGAGCGGUGAGCAGCAUCUCGGGGAGGAGGAGCAGCCGCGUGAGGAAGGGAAGACACCACCACGUCCGUGUCGGCCGCCAGUGAUACGAGUCAGCCAGAGCCAGACAGCCAGCCAGCCAGUAGCUACAGCCCACUUAUUCGGUCAGUGAGUCCAGCCAGCCAGCCAGACGGAUAGCCGGCCAAGCCAAGUGUCGCGCCCGAUAGGAAGAAGAGAGAAGAAAAGAAAGAAAGAGAGCGAGAGAGAGAGAGAGAGAGAGGGGAGGGGGCAAGGAGGGUGCGAGAAGACGAAAGAAAGACAGAGAGAGAGAGACACCUUGCGAGGGUGUACGCGCGAGCAAGGCUCUGGGCGGACAGCAGCGCGACCAGAGAGCAGCAUCCCUCGAUAUAUAAUGCGACGUGCAGCAACCUUCUUCCCCUUCGCCUUGGUGGUCGUUCCUUCGGAAUAGAGCCGCGCGCUUGCUGCUGGGACGGUUCCUUACCUGCAGGGCUAUGACGUAAUGGCAAGAGAGGAGUUACGGACCAAGAGACCUUUUAAGAUAUGGGACAGCUGGCGUAACGUAAGAAAGGGACUGGUCGCUGGCAAUUUCGAAGAGUUGAUUGCCCGAGGUAAGGAAAAGCUGGGCGUGCCACAAAACGAGAAUGUCUCGAUAGUCUUGGAGUCGGACGGCACGCAAGUUGAGGACUGCGAGUACUUCAAGACCCUAGGAAACAACACGAUCCUGCUCCUGUUGCGGCAGGGCGAACGCUGGUGUCCUACUGGCGUCGACAUCAUACGCGCUGCAAUUUCGGCGAUCCCGAAAAUAGUCUGCGAGACGAUCCACGCGCUGGAGUUGCACGAUGAGACGCCAUCGUGGAAAAUCAUGGACAAUAAAGGCCGAGUCACAGUGGUGCUGCACUGGGACCAGCGCUCGUCAUCGUCGUCGCAGGUGCAGCAGCAGCAGUCGAAGCCAGGCCCAGACGCCCAGACCUCCAAGUAUUCGCCGACUAAGAAAGUUGACCUGAAUGGCGGCCAGCGGCCGCCCCUGGUGAUCCAGACCAGCUUGGACAAGCUCGGUUAUGACGGCAAGGCGACGCCCUUACCCGGCGAGAUCGCCCCGUCGCGGUACAUCAGUCCGCGAAUCACUGUGAUAAAUCAUGACGAUAUGCAGCAACCGGGGCAAUCGCACCUGCCGGGCCGUCUGGUGAAGCAAGGCACGAAUUCGUUCGACAGUACGACCAUCCACAUCCAUACGCCCGAGUGCUCCAACCACAUUCACCAGCCGGUCGCGCGGAACGGCAGUCCGGUGAAUGGCGCCGACGGUGCCAUCGGCGAGUGCGAUUUCCACUGCUGCGCCCUGCACGAGGAGGGUCGCAGGAUCGCUGUACAUAAAUCGGUAGCGACGUCGCCGAUCCAGGACGCGCAGCAUGCACAGUAUCACCCGCAUCAUCCACAUCCACAGCAACAACAGCAAACGCAGACGCCGUCGCCUCAGCCACCGUCCUCUCUAUCGGACGGCACCAAGCGACCUGGCCUGAGCAAAGGCCAUGUUCGCUUUCGCGAUACCGCUGACGAGGAGUCAAGCUCGCGUCUGGCCGGUGCCGCUGGCUUCCACUUACAUCACAAUCAUCAUCAUCAUCCUCAAGAGCAUGACAGCUCCGAGUCCGAGACGGAGAACACAAUAAUGGAGGACGAAAUUGUGACCUCGGAGAAAUUUUUGUUACUGAUCGAUCAGCUGACGGUUGACCAGAAGCACCACCUUAGCAUCAAGGACAUUGGCAUCAUAUUGGAGCGACUUAGCUCCAAAAUCCUCGACGUCGAGCGGCUGGAUCGCGAGAGCGAGAGCGAGGAGUGUUACAAUUGGACGAUCAAGGCGAUCAUACGGGGCGAUGUCCUGCGGGAGCUCGGGGUGAUCUACAAUGGGAAUUAUUACGCGAUCUCAGAGCAUCCCGGCUACAAAGAGGAGUCCGAAGAGAAUAACGAGGAUAACGAGGAGGAGGAGGAGGAUAGACUUUAAUAUGAUGCUGUUUUACUAGAUAGAUAGAUAGAUAGAUUAUACAUCUAUUCCUGGUUAUUAUUAAAUUAGGACACGUUGUCAACGGAAAUAAGGACGGAGAUAUCACGUGGUAUUUCCAUUGAGUCCGAGGAUUUUUUGAAAAUGUUGAGAAAAAUUGAAUAAACCCGAACCUUUUGUGAGUUUCCUCUGGGAGUCUGUAGCGUCUCCUAGAAUUUUCCAAGGGAUCUCUGUGAUCAUUCAAGGAUUCCCAGUGAGCUUGGGUUUUCUUAAUAUUUUCUAGGAAUUUUCUAAGAUUAAAAGAUACAGCAUUGUCUUGUGCCAAAUAUAUGAAAGUUCUACAGAAUUAACCGCCUAAGAUUCGAUGAACUUAGAAUUUUUAGACCGAAUCUUCUAAGAUUUCUCAGGAUAUUCAUACAAUUUUUUGAGAUUUUGGAAUUUCCUCCUCAGGAUUCCAUAGGAUUUUUUAAGGAAAUUUUCAACGUUAUCCGCCCUGUAAAAUCUUACGAAUCUGUGUAAAAUCCUAUGUGCAUUUAGAAUUUACAUUAUUAAUUUUACAAGUUUCUACAUUGCCAAUUUUAAAGAUGUCCAGUGUAUUUUUAAUUUAGAAUAUUUUUUGAUAAAAAUUUUAAACUUCUUAGAAGAAAUUGUAUAAUUUUGUUUUAAAUUCCUACAUUUUUGCAUUAUGGACAAUUUCAUUUUCUUGAAUUGUAGUUUAUUCAGAACCUUGGAUCCUAGAUUCCUCCCUCCUAGAAGUUAUGGGCACCUUAGAUUUUAAAUAAAAUAUCUUACAAUUAAACUAAACACCAUAAUUCUAGGUGCCUUAGAUUCCAGGUAUCUUAAAUCGAACAGAUUCAAAUAUUUUAGAUCCUAGGUACUUUAGACCUUAAACAUUAUGUAAAUUCUAAAUUUCUUAGAUCCUAAGAUUUAAAUUUUUAGAUCCUGAGACUCGAUUUGAAUACCUUUUUUCUUCAGUCUAUAUUUGUGAUUCUUUAGAGCUGUGUAUUAAAUAAUUUCUAGAAUUACUACGUGCUCUCGGAGAAAUCUGAAUGUAAAGAGAAGUCUUAGGAGACUAUCGAAAGGAUUUUAUAAUUUCGACUAUCGAGAUUAUAAAAAGAUGAAACUUUAAUUCAAUUGUUUCAUUAGAAAAAAUAUACAUAUAGAUUAUAAUUAAAGAACUUCAGUGCCACUGUCGCAUAGCUUUACUUUUGUACAAUUUUGUGGAUGUUAAUUUUCGAAUUGAGGAAAUUUUGAUAAAUAUUCCCAAAUUUUACGAAACGUUGUGCCAAAUCUUUUCAUUCGUCAUUAUAAUGACUUUGCAUAUCGGUCUUACAAGCAAUCCAAAGAUCGACAGCUUUUUCGAAAUUCAUAAAAUCCUCGGAUCAAAGACGAGAUCCACGGAAAAGCGAAAACCGAGUGACGCGUGCGAAUUACAUCCGCGUCGCGUGGAGGAACGUAAUUCGAAAGACGACAGAGGGUAGAUCGUGACGCGCCAUUUCUUCCGAAUAUGUUUCUUAAUGAGAAAAAAAGAGAAGAAACAAAGCAAGGGAAGAAGGGGAUUGCAACGUAAUGGAAUCAUGUAAUAUGAUAUAAUAUACAACUUUAUUAAAAACUAGUUCUAAAGACGGUUGUUGAAAUAUGUACUUAUUAAAACUAGUAUGUAUACUUGUAGGAAACAUUUUUGGGAUUACGGACGUCGAUUCCGUAACCGUCCACAACACUGCCCUUGAAAGAGAAGUGACAAAGUAAAAGGGUGAGAAUGAGAGAUAGACAGAGGAAACGGGAGAGAAAAGAGAAUGUACUAAAAGUGGCAUGGAUAGAUACAAUUCGACUCGACAAGAUUCGGCUAAAUUCGAUGAAGUAAUUCUUUCUUUUUCGUUCGUUGCAAAUAACCUAAUUCUUUAUUCUAUUUAAUAUUCUAGGAUAAUUUGUAGAUUCACAGAAAAUCUCAAGAUCGCUUUUUGAACUUC
Vollenhovia emeryi is the source of this 4475-nucleotide messenger RNA. RefSeq lists its product as uncharacterized. The transcript has 5 exons. Gene Ontology annotation, biological process: regulation of apoptotic process; apoptotic process. Bases 1012 to 2508 code for a protein of 498 amino acids. NCBI's taxonomy places the organism in Eukaryota, Metazoa, Arthropoda, Insecta, Hymenoptera, Formicidae. The record is from RefSeq and is a predicted model, not a curated record.